AUGAGGAAGUGGCAGCAGCAGCAGCAGUUGUUGUUGGAGGAGGCAGUAAAAAGCAGCAGCAGCAGCUGGUCAGGUUUAAACUAGCUCUGCAGCUGGAUCACAGGAGUGUUUGACAAUGCGAUGGGAAACUGCUGGGCACAGUGUGUCGGGCUGUUCAGGAGAGAAGCCAGCAGGAUCCACAGAGGAGGAGGGUCAAAAUACUUCAGGAGCAGCACCACAGGGGAGCAUUAUACAAUAGAGUUUGAGAAUCUGGUAGAGAGCGAUGAGGCUGAGAGUCCACAGCCCUGCCCGAGGCCCAUCAGUGAAGAUGAGAUCAAGAACCUCAAGGAGCAUCGCUACACUGCCAUCUCAGACAAACAGAUACUGAUCGACCAGAAGAUCCAACUGGAGUUAGAGACACAAGAGGAGAAGUUAAGGCUAGAAGAGGAGGCUAGAAAUGCCGCCCAGCGUGAGGCCGCCAGGUUGGCACGUGAACGCAAACUGAAGGAGCAGCUGUCUGCCCAGAGGAAACGUGGCAAAGCAGAUGGCUCCAGCAGUGAAACUCAGCAAAAAAAACAAACCUCUGGGGAGGAUUUCGACGUCUACCUCCAGAAUGUAAAAGCUCAAUCUGAGGCUUUCAGGAGUAACCGACUGCCGUCUGACACGAACGUGGUGACUCCAAACACAGAGUGCAGCUGGGACUUCACCACCAAGACCCGCUCCACUAACGACGACGGGACCUCGCUGGAUCUGGAGUGGGAAGACGAGGAAGGAAUCAACCGCGCACUUCCACCCUGGGAGAGGUCUCGGACGGAGGAGGACAUCCUUCGUGCAGCCCUGAGGCCCGGCAGCAAGCAGAUGACCAGCGGGCCGACCUCCGCCUCCGAGGACUCCGCCGCACUGGAGUGGGAGAACGAUUUUGUGAGUAACCAUCCAGAGGACAAUGCAGACACUGAAUUCGAAGGGUUUGUCAAUCCCGUCCUAGACACCCCUUCUGAGGACGCCUCGGACUGUGGCCUCAGGUUGGACAGCCAGGACAGAUAGUGUCCAGCACCAAAGGAGACGUUUGUUGUGUCCUCUUCAUGUCAAAGCUCACCAGCUUUUUGCCUCAUGAAACAGAAAAUGUACUCAAUUGCUCUUCAUAUUCUUGUAAUAUGAAACUCUGAUGCUGCGGGUAUAUGUUGUGAAUCUCUACACUACAGAACAUUGUAGUGUCCUUUUUAUCUAAUACUCAUUUUUUCAGUGCCUUCAUUUGCCAAAUUAGCCGACCAUAUUAUGCAUUGUACCUUAAACUGAUCAGUUUCCAUCCAUUAAUGUGUGCUUAUUUUCCAUGCACAGUGCCCAGCGAAUCAAACACCUGAGGUACUCUGAAGGGAAACGUUGUUUGUUAAAGCAGAUGGCUGCUUUCAGAUCUGUGUAAUUAUUCUCACUGAUGCAAAAGGACAUUUUUAAUUAGCUGUGAUAACCUAUAGAGUUAUGCUUUACUUUCUAAAUCCCAGUAGGGGAAUCUGACCCCUGCGUUUGACCUUUCCUAACUAUUUAGCAGCCGUUGACAGCCACUGUGCAGUGCCUGGAGACCAGUUGCAGUUCUGAGGCCGGUGCCUUGGUCAGUGGCGAUGCUAAUGCAUGUCUUUUGUUAGAUUCUGCCCCUUUUUUUUGGGCGCCUUCAGACACAAUCCUGCGCUGCGUCGAAUGGCCACAGGGUCGUCCGGCGUUGCGUCUAUUUGUGCUGAAUCUAACCGCUGUGAAACAAUCAGAAAAUAACUUUAUUACAUUGAUUAACCGGCUUUAUCAACGUCUGUGCUCGCUCGCUCUUAUUCACUGCCUGUGUCUCUCAACCAAACUUCUUCUUUGUGUCACUAUUUUGCAGUGUAUAUUGCGAGCUAGACUCCCGAUUUAGAAGCUGGUUCAUUAAAUAAACAAAACCAGAACACAACAGGUAGAGUAUCAAGAGUUUAGUCCGUCAAUCUACCUGGAUAGUCUCAGCUUCAGUGACGUAUCAGGCUGACUGUGGAGGAGUUGACUAAUUGUCUGAUUGGCGGCCGCAGUGUGAAGUUGCAACCCUGCGGCCUGGACCGCUGCAGUCAAAACCGACCAUCCUCAGUCAAAUUAAUUAAAAAACCUGCACCGGAUUCUGUCUGAAUGCGCCUUUAGUCUCAGCUUUGCCCUUCAGUUUUAUAAAGUUAUUGCAUGACAGCAAAAAAAGGAACUGAUACACAAAGGCUGCUGAAGAAAAGGUGAAACAUUAGUCUCAAACAGAACAAAAACAGACACUGAUGCCACCUUUGACGAUCUGGCUCAUCAUCAAACAUUCUUUUGAAUCUUGGACUGAUUGCACAACAUCAAACUGUCUGACUGACAGUAAUCUUUAAAAAACAUUAUUCCUGGGUGCACAGCACUAAUUUAGUAACAUGCUGCAUGAAAGCCGUGCUCAAUGCAGUGACCCCACUCCAGUCAAUAAGCGGCCGAAUAGGAUACAGGAGUAAUAUUGCCAAUAUUACCAAAACUCUGCGUGACUGUGCUCUUAUUUUAAUAGAUCAACAAAUUGAGACAUUCAGACUCAAAGCUAACCAGAGCAUGAACCAUUCUUUAGCAGGGAUAUGCUGCAUAGAGAUCUUUUUAUAAAACACAAUUAAGCACAUACAGUGACUCCUCUUCAUCGGUCUGCUGUACGACAGCUGGAUUUUAAAAUUGCCUCUUUUUUGUUUUGUUUUUCUUUUAUUACAAGAUCUUUUUAUGUCCAAAAUAAAAAAGCACAGAACAGCAAUAUCAUUGCCAGGCACCAUGACACACACAUUACAGGAGCUGUACAUAAUUUGAGUUAUCCAUGAUUUGCAGCAAAAUGUAGGAAGAUAAGCAGUGAAGAUGAGAGGGACGAACCACCAACCCACCUUUGUUAUUGCAACAUAUAUAUUAUAAAUAUAUACCUAAACUAGCUUCUGUCCUGCAUAUCCUGAAAUCCCAGAGUGAUGGAGAAUUACAGACGUGCGUUGAACUUGUUAUGUAAACUGUUUUUCCCUGUACAGUACAAACUGAUUACACACUUGGAGGAGGUGACUACAAAGGACAUUGAUAUGUAUCAAUGUUGAUACAUAUGAGACCCAGUGAUGCAUACAUAAACAAACUACGAGAUAAAGUGUAAAUUAGAUGAGAUGGUGAGAGGUGGCCACUACAUUGCAGAGGUGCAGCACGAAAAACAGUUUACAUAAUAAGUUAAUAUCAGAAAUAAGUCAUUUUACUGCAUUUCUACUAAGACACAUCUAUAAGUUUCCAUUACACCACUUACUUUCUUCAACUCGUUCUCUCGUUCAUUGAAAAUAUGGAACCAUUAAUGAAUGUAAGAGCAAUUUAGUGGCACUAAUUCUGGAUUAUUAUUCUCAUUUUGAAUAGAUGUUGUACAAAUCCAAACAACUGGGAUAAAGCGAGAUGAUUUAAGAUGUUGAUGUUGACAUAAUGUGAUUGUUUUUUUGCUUUGUUUUUCCACUGCUUAUAUUAAAAACAAUAUUAUUUGGUAAUCAAAUAUUCAAAUACAACUCUGUGGUGUAAACUUUGAUCCUAUGAUUGAUGCUGCUGUAUUCAUUAUUUUAGGUCUUGUGCGUUAACAUCUUUAUACCCGUCACGUCACGGUCGAUCAUGGACUGAGACUUAGUGUUUCACAUUGAUUAUUUAAUCUGUUUGAAUCAAAUAUUGGUCACUGAUUGCACUCCAAUGUGUGGAUUUUUAAUUUGCUGUUAGCAGCCCGUAGAGAACGUUCACUGAAAUGACUCACGUGUGUGUGAAGAGGAAACUGAUGUGACAACUGUGCACUACUGUAGAAGUGUGUAGACGGGGAUGUGGGUUGAUGUGCAGAGUGUGUGAUUUUAAAACAGUUUUUUUCUUGAGCACAUUUGAUUAUUAUGUUUUGCUGUGAUUACAUCAUCUCUGAGUUAAUCACUGUAACUUUAAAAAACUGUAACUGAACAUUCCUUGUCACACUGAGCCUACAAAAAAAAAUAAAGUUAUAGAAAAAUGUGUUGGACGUCACAUACACUCACUGUAAUGAUCAUGGCGUAGCGAGUACAGCUUGGGUUGGUACAUUUGUAUUGAACAGAAUCAUUACCUUAAUCAGGCUUGUUGCUAGAAGUUAAAUAUUUAAUGAGAAUGUUCAUUUCAAGGUGAUAUUUCACACUGACAGUGCACGCACAGUACCUGACAAGACUCAAAGGUGACAAACCAAAGUAAGUGACUUUAGGCGGCAGGUUGUACCAAAACCAAGUCAAAACAACUUUUUAAAAGUAGAUCUAAAAUAUCUUUGAAUGUUUUACUGAGGUCAAAUAUCACUUUAACUAGAGGUACUGUAUGGAUGUACUUAAAGUGACACUUAUUGAUACUGUGUGCUCAUCCACCAAAGCGUCUUUAGACUGUACAGCUACAACAUUUUUUAUAAAAGUUGGUUCUUAUUCGUGAUAUUUGCUCAUUCAUAUGAUAUCCAAAAUCAUGUGACUUGGUCACAGACAAAUAAAUAAUAAACCUUG
Molecule: messenger RNA, 4493 nt
Organism: Larimichthys crocea (large yellow croaker)
Lineage: Eukaryota; Metazoa; Chordata; Actinopteri; Sciaenidae
Gene: ap1ar
Product: adaptor related protein complex 1 associated regulatory protein
Exons: 10
Coding region: 121-1023 (300 amino acids)
Biological process (GO): regulation of Arp2/3 complex-mediated actin nucleation; negative regulation of substrate adhesion-dependent cell spreading; negative regulation of cell motility
Cellular component (GO): endosome
Molecular function (GO): AP-1 adaptor complex binding; kinesin binding
Source: RefSeq, a predicted model, not a curated record